Molecule: messenger RNA, 2025 nt
Organism: Phanerochaete carnosa HHB-10118-sp
Lineage: Eukaryota; Fungi; Basidiomycota; Agaricomycetes; Polyporales; Phanerochaetaceae
Exons: 12
Coding region: 102-2015 (637 amino acids)
Molecular function (GO): NADP binding; N,N-dimethylaniline monooxygenase activity; flavin adenine dinucleotide binding
Source: RefSeq, a predicted model, not a curated record
AGCUUCGGAAUCCGCGACUCGCAGCGACUGUGAGCGGCGCAGAUACAUAUAGAAUGUAACACUAUGCUCUCUCGCUGCUCGAGGCUGCAUUUCUCUCUAUCAUGGCUGCUGCUGCUGCUGCUGCUCAAACACCGACUCUCAUUUCCCCUACCGUCGACCUCCCGCACCAGAAGGCCCUCGGCGUUUCCACGUCGCAGAUAUUGCAGGCCGAUGCCGAACAGGUUGCGGCGGCCUGGCUGAAGGUGUUCGCAUCGAAGGUGUCCAAGAACGACGUCGAUGGCAUCCUCUCCCUCCUCGCGCCCGACGCAUGGUGGCGCGACCUUCUCGCGAUGACCUGGGACCUGCGCACGUUCCAGGGGCAGGCGAGCAUCAAGCAGUUCCUCAGCGACCGGCUCGCGCAGAGCGAGCUGUCGGACUUUCAGCUCACGAGCGCGGCCGUCGACAAGCUCUACGACGACCUCGCGUGGGUCCGGUUGCAUUUCACCUUCGAGACCAAGGCCGGCAGUGGCGUCGGCGUCGUGCGCCUCGUGCCCGUCAGGACGGGGAACGCGGCGGAGUGGAAGGCGCAUCAUGUGUGUACGAACCUCGAGGAGCUGCGUGGAUUCCCCGAGCGCACCGGCCCCCUGCGCGACUUUGCGCCGAAUCACGGCAAGUGGGUCGAGAAGCGCGACAAGGAGAAGGCGUUAGACACCGAGGACCCCCAGGUGCUCGUCGUGGGCGGCGGACACAGCGGGCUCGACAUCGCUGCGCGGCUGAAGCUACUGGGUGUUAGGGUAUUGAUCUGUGAGAAGAACCCCCGCAUUGGCGAUAACUGGAGGCACAGGUACUCCGCCCUUUGCCUACACGAUGUCGUCUGGUAUGACCACAUGCCUUACCUUCCAUUCCCUCCGUCCUGGCCGGUCUACACCCCCGCGAUGAAAAUUGCAGGCUGGCUCGAGCAAUACGCUGAUUCGAUGGAGCUCGAUUACUGGACGGAGGCCAAGGUUGUCAACGCGCGCCGAGUCCCGAACGCAAAUGAAGGUAACAAGGAGAAGUGGGAGGUUACCGUCCGCCGUGGCGAUGUGGACAAGGUCUUCCACGUCGACCACGUCGUCUUCGCUGUCGGGUUCGGCGGCUAUACGCCGAACAUGCCGAAGAUCCCGGGCAUGGACGAGUUCGAGGGCCAGAUCCUUCACUCGACGCAGCACAAGAACGCGCUCGACCAUAAGGGAAAGAAGGUCGCUGUUGUUGGCGCUUGCACUUCCGCCCACGACAUCGCAGCCGACUACUAUGACCACGGAGUCGAUGUGACCAUGGUGCAGCGCAGCUCGACUUACAUCAUGACCAACGAGAAGGGAUGGCCGAUCCUCAUGAAGGGAACAUACUGGGAGGGCGGCCCGCCAGUCGAGCAGUGCGAUCUUAUCGACUUGUCUAUGCCCAUCCUCUACAGGAAAAUGAUACACAAGCGCAUCACGCAGGACAUUGCCAAGGCCGACAAGGAGAUUCUCGACGGCCUGCACAACCGUGGGUUUAAGACCAACAUGGGACCUGAGGGAUCUGGACAUUCUAUUAUGGCCAUGAUCAAGGGCGGCGGCUACUACUUAGAUGUUGGUGCGUCGCAGAUGAUCGUCGACGGCAAGAUCAAAGUCAAGUCCUCCGGGCCAAUCAAGCGCUUCACGAAGAACACGCUCGUCUUCGAGGACGGUUCCGAGCUGGCUGUCGACGUCGUCGUCUUUGCGAGCGGCUUCGGCGACUCGCGCGUGCCGAUGCGCGAGAUCGUCGAGCCAGAUGUUGGCAAGAGACUGCACCCGAUCUGGAACCUCGACCACGAAGGCGAGACGCGCGGCGCGUGGAAGGAGAUUGGCGUGGAGAAUCUGUGGUGUAUGAUGGGCAACUUUGCUUGGUGCCGCUUCUAUUCGAAGCGCCUGGCUCUGCAGAUCAAGGCGAAGCUCGAAGGUAUACUCAAGAGCGAAGACAGAUAUUCUGCUCCCAUAAAAUGGGAGGACGAAGAGAUGAACCUUAUCCCUAUCGUGUGAGUGCCAGGCU